Molecule: messenger RNA, 4449 nt
Organism: Polypterus senegalus (gray bichir)
Lineage: Eukaryota; Metazoa; Chordata; Cladistia; Polypteriformes; Polypteridae
Gene: epha8
Product: eph receptor A8
Biological process (GO): axon guidance; protein phosphorylation; cell surface receptor protein tyrosine kinase signaling pathway
Cellular component (GO): plasma membrane; neuron projection
Molecular function (GO): protein binding; ATP binding; transmembrane-ephrin receptor activity
Source: RefSeq, a predicted model, not a curated record
ACAGGGUGUACAUGGCAAUGAUGGCUCCAAGAUCGGGACUACUCGUAUUUCUCCUGUGGAAUAUCACCUUUAAAGCUGUCUGCACUGCAGCGAGCAGCAAUGAAGUGAACCUCUUGGACACGACCUCGAUCCAGGGUGACUGGGGUUGGUUGACGUACCCAUCACAUGGGUGGGAAGCCAUUAAUGAGAUGGAUGAAUACUUCAGCCCCAUUCACACCUACCAAGUGUGUAACGUUAUGACCCCUAAUCAAAACAAUUGGCUGCGUACCAACUGGAUCCAACGAGAUGGUGCCCGUCGUAUUUAUGUUGAAAUCAAGUUCACGCUUCGUGAUUGCAACAGCAUGCCAGGGGUUCUAGGCACCUGCAAAGAGACCUUUAACCUCUACUAUUACGAGACUGAUCGGGACGUUGGGACAAACAUCUGGGAAAACCAGUUCACCAAAAUUGACACCAUUGCUGCUGAUGAAAGUUUUACUGGUGUGGACCUGGGAGUGCGACGGCUUAAGCUGAACACUGAGGUGCGUGGAGUCGGCCCCUUAGCAAGACGAGGCUUCUACUUGGCUGUACAGGACAUUGGUGCUUGCCUUGCCAUUGUGAGUGUGCGGGUCUACUACAAGAAAUGCACAGCCAUGAUUCGCAAUCUGGCAAUGUUCACUGAUGUGGUGACCGGGGCAGACUCCUCCUCUCUGGUGGAAGUGAGAGGCCAGUGUGUGGGUCACGCUGAGGAAAGAGACACCCCCAAAAUGUAUUGCAGUGCAGAGGGAGAGUGGCUGGUCCCAAUUGGAAGAUGUGUCUGCAGUGCUGGCUUUGAAGAGCAUAGGGAUGCCUGCAUGGCCUGUGAACCCGGCUUUUACAAGCCAACCCCCGGAGAUGACCUAUGUGGGAAAUGCCCUGUGCACAGCCACUCAGAAACUCGGGCAGCUGUCAUUUGUCAGUGUGACACCAGCUACUACCGCUCCGCCCAGGACCCUGCAGCUGCACCCUGUACACGACCCCCUUCUGCUCCGGUCAAUGUGAUCUCAACAGUUAAUGGCACCUCCGUCAGCUUAGAAUGGAGCGCCCCCUAUGACACAGGUGGGCGCACAGACAUGCGAUACAAUGUCAUGUGCAGGAAGUGCAUCUGGGAUUCUGGGCAGUGUGAAACGUGCAGUGGAUCUGGAGGAGGCAAGCAGCAGCGCGGUGUCGGAGCGGUCCGCUAUGUACCACAGCAGGUGGGCCUGAGCCAGCCUUGGGUGACUGUUCUGAACCUUGGAGCGCACAUGAACUACACCUUCUUCAUCGAGGCAGCUAAUGGCGUCUCAUAUAUCAGCCAGGAGCCCCGGCAUUCAACAGCGGUCAACGUCACCACAAACCAGGCAGCUCCAUCUCAGGUGAUGAUAAUUCGACAGGAGAAUACAAGUCAGAACAGUGUAACCCUGAUGUGGCAUGAGCCGGAGCAGCCCAAUGGAGUCAUCCUAGAGUACGAGGUCAAGUUUUUUGAAAAGGAAAAAGAUCAGCAGAACUAUUCAACCCUGAAGUCAAAAGGCACAAGUGCACAAGUGUCUGGACUAAAACCCGGGACCCGCUAUGUGUUUCAGGUCCGUGCACGAACGUCUGCUGGCUGCGGACGAUUUAGCCCAACUGUGGAGAUUGAGACCAAGAAAACAGUCCCUCUCCGUUACAACACCAUGACAAUUAUCUGGAUUUGCCUGGCACUUAUUAUGGGGUUGGGGACCUUUCUGAUGGUGCUGAUUUGUCGUAAGAGACAUUGCGGUUACAGCAAAGCCUUCCAGGAUCCAGAAGAGGAGAAGAUGCACUAUGAAAAUGGACACAUAAAGUUCCCAGAAUCCAAGUUUUAUAUUGAUCCUCAUACCUAUGAGGACCCCUGCCAGGCCAUCCAUGAGUUUGCCCGUGAAAUUGAGGCAUCCAGGAUCAAAAUUGAGAAGAUCAUUGGCUCAGGAGAGUUUGGUGAGGUUUGCUACGGUCGAAUGAAGCUGCCUGGCAAAAGAGAAAUUCCCGUGGCCCUGAAGACGCUGAAGUCCGGCUACACAGAGAAGCAGAGGCGAGACUUCCUGAGUGAGGCCAGCAUUAUGGCACAAUUUGACCACCCUAAUGUCAUUCGUUUGGAGGGAGUUGUCACUAGAAGUAAACCUGUCAUGAUUAUCACUGAGUACAUGGAAAAUGGUUCUUUGGACUCCUUCCUUCGGAAACAUGAUGGUCAGUUCAGUAUCAUCCAGCUGGUGGGAAUUCUGCGGGGGAUUGCGGCCGGCAUGAAGUACUUGUCUGAUCUGGGAUACAUUCACCGUGACCUGGCAGCUCGUAAUAUUCUUGUCAACAGCAAUCUGGUAUGCAAAGUGUCUGAUUUUGGCCUCUCACGUGUUCUGGAAGAUGACCCUGAUGGUGCCUACACAACCAGUGGUGGAAAGAUCCCCAUUCGCUGGACUGCUCCAGAAGCAAUUGCUUUCCGUAAAUUCUCUUCAGCCAGCGAUGUGUGGAGCUAUGGCGUUGUCAUGUGGGAGGUGAUGUCUUAUGGGGAAAGGCCUUACUGGAAUUUGACUAACAGAGAUGUGAUCAAGUCAGUAGAGGAAGGAUAUCGUCUGCCCACCCCCAUGGGCUGUCCAGCUACUCUUCAUCAGCUGAUGCUGGAUUGUUGGCAGAAAGACCGCAAUGAGAGGCCCAGGUUCUGCCAGAUUGUGACUGUUUUUGACAAGCUUAUCCGUAACCCAGAUCAUCUGAAAGGUGCAGAGACUCUUGGCCGGUUAAACUACCCGUUAACAAACAAGCACGUCCCCGACUUCACCUCCUGUCGCACAGUGGAUGACUUUUUGGAUGGCAUUAAAAUGGGUCGCUACAAAGAAAACUUUGCCGCUGCUGGAUACCUGUCACUGGGGCACGUAAUGAAAAUGAAUCUCGAUUUAGACGGUCACCUCUCCUCUGCAAGACGCUGCUGCUCCAGUACUUUCAAGCGCUUUAACACGUCCUCUGAUCGCCCCACUCGACGGCCAACUUCUUUUAAACCGGGAUAUGCAGAGACUUGGGGUAACGUUAAUAGGCCACCAAAAGAAAAUCACGAGCAGCGUGCAGCUCAUGAGGGCGCAAUUGCUAAACAGCAGUGGAUCAGCAAUCCAGGUAUGGUCAGAGGGCAGACGCUGAGGCCAUCGCAGAAAACCUGACAUCGUUGAGCAUCUGGAGGAACAUGGGGACAGCUCCUUUGAAUUUGUUUUUUCUUUUUAUGCUGACUUAAAUGGCUUCUUUUUUAACAUUUUGGGGUUUGUAUUAUUGAUUUCAGUAUUUACAGGAAGACUGCCUUAACAUUCCCUUGAAUCUUUUUUGUGUCCAUCUCAGGGCACAAAAAGCCAGGAGCAAACUGAAAUUUUCUCCAGUAUUGAAAUCAGCUUAGUGUUCCCUGAGAGGAGGAUCAUCAGAGGCCGACUUGACAAAGACAUGGGCACACAGUUGAACUCCUAAAAGGAAAAGGCUGCAAUAUCCUUGACCUCAAGACAAAAAGGACUCCUUUGGAAAGAUGUCCCGGAUUUAGCUAAGGGCUAUGUCUUUGGUGUCCUCGAAUUGAAAUUAGGCUCUGUUAGCUGCUAAUUAUGUCCCCUGAAUGAAAGGCACGAGUAAUAAAGCAGAAAGUCGCCUUGAUGAUAAUAUUUACAUGCAUAGCAAUUCAGACAUUGGAAUAACUGAAUACAAAGAAGACAGACUGAGGAUCUGCACCUUGGUUUCAUUUACAACACUAUGCAUUCCAGUUCAAAACUCCAGUAUAUUUUUACAGCAAGGAGACUGGAGGAAUAAACACAGCUGUCCAUCUGCAAGAUAGCCCGGUUUAACCUUCACUUAUUUACACACCUAGCUAUGCUACAGGGUGUACAGCAGGGUGGCAGUGUAAGUGGGGUGUAUGGCUAGUGAGCAGAGCUUCAUCUGGGAUCUUGAGUGGGUGCAGAGGAGUCUGCAGGAGCUGAAAGUGUUUGGCAUAAAUAGGAGUGGCCCUGGGUGUCAUGGUGGCAAAAAUAAUGUGCCCUGAGUUUAAAUCGACCCGGCCAUUCUAACAGGGGCUGGAUGAAUGGUGAACAGGGCUGUAUUAGGGGACUGGUCAAAAUGAUUGGCUUGAGUUGAAGCUGCACUGACUGGCACGGUGGCACAGUUGUUAGUGCUGACAUUGCUUUUUUUUCCAGUGCAGUGGUCUCCUCCCACUUCCCAAAAAUUCGCCCAUUGGUUUGAUUAUAAAUUGGCCUGAUGUUUGUGACUGUGGGUGCAUUUGAGUGUAUUUCACCAGAUUCCCAUCUAUCCUACCUUAUAGUAAUUGUUAGAUAGGAGAGUCAUAAAAUAUCUAGUUGGUAAGCAAAACAUGAUAAAAUUUAUAAAAAGUGGGAAACCAUUGUCAUGACACGUGAGAAGAAGUAGACAGGCAGUGCUUGUUCAAUAAUUACACAGCAUGACCUCAUGAAAAGAUUAUCUCAGGUUAGG